UAAUACCGGCUGCGUAAGUCAAAAAGUUUGUAAAUUCAAAGAUGAUCAAAAUAUGGUUUAUGACAUUCCUGCGGUAAAAGGUUUACCUUUGGUUGGUACAAUUUUUGAUUUAAUAGCAGCUGGAGGAGCACCAAAACUACAUCUUUACGUUGACAAACGUCACGCCGAAUAUGGCCAUAUAUUUCGUGAACGUUUGGGUGGAACUGAGGAGGGCAUAUUUGUGUCAUCUGCAAAUCUAAUGCGUGCGGUGUUUAUGCAUGAGGGUUCAUAUCCCCGACAUCCACUGCCAGAAGCUUGGAUAUUAUACAAUAAAGAAAAUAAUUGCCAAAGAGGUUUAUUCUUUAUGGAUGGUGAGGAAUGGUUUCACAAUCGUCGUAUAUUGAGUCGUUUACUGCUCAAUGGUAAUCUCGAUUGGAUGAAUUGGCAUGUGAGGCAACAGAGCAAUAGAUUAAUACAAAAAUGGGUACGUGAGAGUGAAGGUCAGAAAACUAAGGGAUUUGUAAUACGUAAUUUAGAAGAACAGCUGUACAGAUGGUCCAUAGAUGUCAUCAUUUCGGUUAUGUUUGGUGAAACUUCAGACUUGGAGAUAUUAGAUAUCCAACAGGCUGUUGAUGAUUUUUCCAAUAUUGUUCAUAAAAUAUUUGAGAGCAGUUCACCUUUAAUGAAUUUCCCACCCAAAGUUGCCAAAAUGCUGGGCCUAAAAAUGUGGCUGGAAUUUGAAGAAAGUGUAAAUGAAGUUUUGAUUAAGGGAUAUCAUGUAAUUGAUCUGUUUUUGGAACGUACCUCUGCCUAUCCGGGCGGUCUUUAUGAGAAACUAAAGGAGGCUGAAGUUCCUUUGGAGAUGAUAAAACGCAUAUUUGUGGAUUUGGUUAUAGCAGCAGGAGAUACGACUGCUUAUUCGACCACCUGGGCUCUUUACCUUCUAUCCGAAGAUGAAAAACUACAGGAAAAACUUUAUGAAGAGUAUAACACCAACAGCCAAGAUACACCAUUAGUAAGAGGCUUAAUAAAGGAAACACUACGACUAUAUCCGGUUGCUCCCUUUAUUGGUAGAUAUAUGCCACAAGCAUGCAUGCUGGAUAAAUACCGUUUAAAGGAAAAUUCUUUGGUAUUUUUGUCUCUAUUCACUGCUGGUCGUGAUCCAAAACAUUUCCCGGAACCCUUAAAAGUAAUGCCAGAUCGUUGGCAACGUAAUGAGCAGACUGGUGAAUUCAAGGCGGUAUAUGAAGCUCAUGCCACACUACCCUUUGCCAUAGGUAAUAGAUCUUGCAUUGGACGCAAAUUGGCCAUCAAUCAAAUGCAAUAUAUGGUAGCUGAGAUGUCCAAAAUUUUCCAUUUAAAAUGCCUUAAUACCUCACCCAUAGAAAGUGUCUUACGAUUGGUUACCGUACCCAAUCAACCCAUAAAUAUAUUGGUAAACAAACGCCGGGAUUAAUUUUAACUAAUGCUAUACGAAUAACACAAAUACUUACUUUUUUACAAACCAACAUACAUAGUAAUUUAAUUGUUAAAAUAAAUUUUUUAUUAUUACAAAAUUUUUCUUAACAAAA
This is a messenger RNA of Calliphora vicina (urban bluebottle blowfly), 1550 nucleotides long. RefSeq names its product cytochrome P450 315a1, mitochondrial (gene sad). Gene Ontology annotation, molecular function: monooxygenase activity; oxidoreductase activity, acting on paired donors, with incorporation or reduction of molecular oxygen; iron ion binding. The transcript is spliced from 7 exons. Bases 53 to 1435 code for a protein of 460 amino acids. NCBI's taxonomy places the organism in Eukaryota, Metazoa, Arthropoda, Insecta, Diptera, Calliphoridae. The record is from RefSeq and is a predicted model, not a curated record.